Messenger RNA from Nicotiana tabacum (common tobacco), 593 nucleotides. The record is from RefSeq and is a predicted model, not a curated record. NCBI's taxonomy places the organism in Eukaryota, Viridiplantae, Streptophyta, Magnoliopsida, Solanales, Solanaceae.
UUUUCUAAAGUUGCCAGUGUUGCUGCAGACAGGCAUAUAUCUUCAGCGGAAGCUUGUAAUGAAUUAAUGGCUUAUUCUUUGAUACUAUCCUGCUGUUGUUACACAUGUUGCAUCAGAAGGAAGCUUCGGAAAAAGCUAAACAUCAUGGGAGGCUUUGUUGAUGAUUUUCUUUCUCAUUUAAUGUGUUGUUGCUGUGCUCUUGUCCAAGAAUGGCGCGAAGUGGAGAUACGUGGGACUCAUGGUUUAGAGAAGACAAAAGUGAGGCCUCCAACCUCUCAGUUAAUGGAAUCCUGAGAAGUUAAAGUUUGCAUUAUAGUGUUAAAAAUAUUAAAAAGCAUUAUACGGAGGUAACGGUUUGUUACUGUUGUCACUUUAUACGUGAGCGUAUCUUUGCGUGUUCAUAUCUUCCUUGCUGUAGAGUUAUUCUUUAACACAGGCUCAGUUUGUAAAAAUGACGAAGUUUACAUUGGUUCUUUGUUCAUUCGUUUACAUAUGGUUAUACAUGCAUGUGAUGUACGAAUCUGUCACUUACUGGUGUACAUACAGGGAAUAUUUUGACAUCUGAAAAUGGUUUGGGUCUCGGUGUUCUGAUA